UUAACAUUCGCUUUAAAUUUAUGGAAUCUUUGGUUAGCAGUAUUUAGUGUGGUUGGUUCAUACUUUACUGGUGUUGAGCUAUAUAAUGAUAUUGUUCAUAAAGGAUUAGUCGUUAAAGAUCUUAUUGUUAUUGCUGAUAAAUUUUAUCAGUGGAAAAUGAGUCUCAUAUUCUCAUCAAAAUUUGAUUAUGAAAGAGCGAAAAAUUGGAUAUCAAAUAUGGAAUCAACAGCGUUUAAUUUAUCUUUGUUAUAUAUAAUUAGUAUAUUUUCUAUUAAAUAUACAUUACAAAAUCGUAAAGCGCUAAAUUUAAAAUGGCCUCUCGUAUUGUGGAACGCAUUUCUCGCUAUAUUUAGUGUCACUGGAUUCGUUAGAAUAACGCCCGUAUUUAUCCAACAAAUCAAACAACAAGGAGUUAUUAGUACAUUUACAAAAAUCGGACCAUUAUUCAACGAUAAUGUCGCUGGUUAUUGGACAUUUUUAUGGGUUUUAUCGAAGUUACCCGAAUUUGUUGAUACCAUCUUUAUUGUAUUAAGGAAACGUCCAUUAAUAUUUAUGCACUGGUAUCACCAUGCGUUAACAAGUUAUUUUGGCUUUGUUGCUUAUGCAUCAAGUGAUGCUUUCUUGAUAUGGAUUGUUUGGCUUAAUUAUUUUAUUCAUUCACUAAUGUACAGCUAUUUUAUGCUACAGUCGUUGAGGCUUCGUCUUCCACCUCAAGUAGCUCAACUUCUCACCGCUAGUCAAAUCAUUCAGUUUUUAAUUACUCAUGUUGUGAUGAUUUAUUUGGCAUUUCUGGUUCUCACAACGGAUGGUAAAUACGAUAUAUCGGUCAGAGGUUUCCUAACUGGUGCUUUCAUGGAAAUUACUUAUCUUAUUCUUUGGAUUCGAUUUUAUUAUGAUUCUUAUAUUAAUAACGGUGGGAGAAAAUAUUCAAUUCAUAUGAAAGCUGAUAAAGCUGCAUAA
Molecule: messenger RNA, 960 nt
Organism: Dracunculus medinensis (Guinea worm)
Lineage: Eukaryota; Metazoa; Nematoda; Chromadorea; Rhabditida; Dracunculidae
Source: the annotation of a GenBank genome assembly